Molecule: messenger RNA, 2367 nt
Organism: Salmo salar (Atlantic salmon)
Lineage: Eukaryota; Metazoa; Chordata; Actinopteri; Salmoniformes; Salmonidae
Product: transmembrane protein 263
Source: RefSeq, a predicted model, not a curated record
AAGUGAUACUGCAUAUAGAUUGGGGUAUGAUAAAACCAUUGCGUACGAACGAAAUGCCAAACCGAAGUGAUUAGAUGCAGAGUGAUGCACAGCUAGUCGUUUUACACAACAGGUUAAAAAACCCAAAAUAAAUAUAGUAAAAACGAUAUAUAUAGUCCCCCAAAUGAUUGACGUUUUGCUUUUCGUUAUCCACUUUUCGUGCGUGUUAUUCACUCAGCGCAGCAUACGUAUUCCAAACAGAGCAGAGCUUUCACGACGGGGUGACUUUUUAAGACCCUUGUUUUUAAAAACCUGUAGCCUUGGCUCCGUCUUAAUUUUUCUUUGAUUAACAAAGGGGCAUUAAUCUACACGAAACAACCAAGGAUUAUAGCCUAUGGUUCUACAACAAGAGCAAGAACUUUUAAGAUCAACAAGCACAGGUUUGGAACAUUGUUUGCUUGACGGGGCCCGUCAAAUUGAAUGUUUUGCGCAAGUAAGCCCCAAUAAUGGCCUUUCUAAUAUGCUGUUACUUAACCUACGUAUUAUGCACGUAGAACGUUUUUCAUGGCUGCUCAGUAGGCCUACAGGGUAAAGCCUGAACGCACCCCCAACGUGGCAGCGAACAUUUUGGAUCAGAAAAUGUACACCUAUAUUUCUAUUGAGAAAUGUAUUUCCAAAAGGUGAAUGCCACCCCAGAGUCCCAGCCUGAAGGUUGUCUCAUUGGAGAAGAACCUGAGCCCACUGAAAAUGACCCCACAUCAGAUGAGAGAAAGGAUGAAGGGAAGGAGCACCCCGUGGCCCAGCCAGGCAUGAUCUGGCGGGUCGGGGGUGGCCUGUUCAGCGCCAGUAAAACGAUGGUGGGAGCCACGGUAGGAGGAGUCGCCUGGCUGGGUGGGAAGAGUCUGGAGUACACCAAAUCAGCAGUCACCUCUGUCCCCUCGAUGGGCGUCGGCCUGGUGAAAGGGGUUGCUGGGGGCGUGUCAUCGGUUGCCGGGGGCGUGUCAUCGGUGGGUUCCACUGUAGCCAGCAAAGUUCCGUUCAGAUCCAAGACUAAGGACAAGGCAGAGUGAGGAGGAGGAGAUGGACACAACACACAAUGCAUUGCCCCCCCCCACCCCCCCGACUGAGCCAUAAGAGGAUGUGAUGAGUUGAGACAAAGCUAGUCACCGUGUUUUCAAAGUUCAAUGGACAUUUAUUUUUCUUCUGUUAGUUUGUACAGCACAUUCACUAAGUUGUACUUAGGGAACUUGUUCAGUAGUGCCUUCUGUAGCCUCCCUUUUUCCCUGUUUUUUUUGUUGUUUUCUUAGUCUGUAACCAUGUUUUUAUGCAAGUAAAGUCAGAUCGUAUAAACAUUUUUAAAUCACGACAGCUGUGAUGGAAACAGGUAGUUUUGGUAAUUUGCUAUUUAACGCAACUGUUAUUCUGACAGCUAUAGGUAGAGUUGAAAAUGCGAAGAAACAUAUUGAACUUGAGAUUUUUAUUCGGUACAUGAAAACUGAAGUGAAAAAGUACAUUUUGUGUGCACUACGUCGUCACGCACUAACUUAUCUGCAACAAGUAUGUUUGGAGGAAACACCAUUGGUGGGGAAAAAGCGUGUUUUCUUUAUUUGAAUAUUUGCAUGAAAAUCUGUCGCCAAUUGGAUGGAAACGUAGCUGGUGUUGAGGGAGAUUCAUGUUAUUCAGGGCAGGGGUCACACGUCCCUUUCUCUGCUGUCCUUGACCCCCGUUCCCCCUCGACACAAUUUCGCUAUGCAAUGUGUACAGGGGCUCGUCAUCCAAUACAACAUGGGCCCCUGAAGCCUUAAGACAUUGUCUAGCAGUUCGAGAGAGACAGACAUGCUAAGCUGGGUUCUUCUCCAACCAACUAAAGCCUGGUUUAUGAUGUGCUGGUAUUUUUGUUUGUUCUUUUUGUGAGCGCUGUCCUAACACAGAACAUUGCUCGUUUCAAAAUGCUACAGUGAACAUGUGUUGAAGAUAUAGCUGUUUGGGACUUUUGAAAGGAGUUUGAUAGCAUUUACAAAAUAAGAGUUGGAGGUGCUAUGAUUCCGAGAGAGACAAUAGCCCUGUUGGGUUGCGGUGGUGGCAUAAUGAUAUGAUCACUUUAACCUUUGGUUUUUCAAUUGAUUCAUAUAUGAACUGGAAAUGUCAUCAAUUUUAUAUAAAAAAAUAUAUUUACUGAUGAAGGGCUAGUUUCUCUACUGCCUGUCUGUUUUGGCCCCUUUUUUUAAUGUUUGUGAAUAUUUCUAUGGAAAUUCAGCAUUUCAAUGCAACAUUUUGGGUUUGUCUACAUUCUGGCAUGACUGGGCUGUUGCUGGUAGAGAAUGCUGAUGUGAAUGUCUUGUAUGUUUACUUUCCGACAUAUUAUUAAAGUGUCAUAGGGAAGUUUAA